Molecule: messenger RNA, 2842 nt
Organism: Anguilla anguilla (European eel)
Lineage: Eukaryota; Metazoa; Chordata; Actinopteri; Anguilliformes; Anguillidae
Product: long-chain fatty acid transport protein 1-like
Exons: 13
Coding region: 422-2368 (648 amino acids)
Biological process (GO): phosphatidylethanolamine biosynthetic process; response to insulin; cardiolipin biosynthetic process
Cellular component (GO): plasma membrane; mitochondrial inner membrane
Molecular function (GO): long-chain fatty acid transmembrane transporter activity; long-chain fatty acid-CoA ligase activity; fatty acid transmembrane transporter activity
Source: RefSeq, a predicted model, not a curated record
AAAAUACUGACUCCAAAGCGACGUUGUACUGUGCCACCCAAAUUAAAAAACAAAUAAAUUAGCAAUAAAAUAAAUUAGCUAUUUUUUUCAUGUAGCCUAUUUGUUUCGUACGUAUAGCUAUGUAUUUAUUGCUCUCAUGGAGCCGUUUCCAGUUUGAUUCGUGUCUCAUUCUGUAUAUCAUUUUCUAGAGUUUUAGUAAUUAAAUUGCUAUUAGUGUUUUUGCAUUCUGUUCGUUCACAGGGGAAUAAUAUAAAGCGGAUCAAUUUUAAGGUUAUCCAGUUUUACACGGCGCAAACAACAGGGUAAGGUGCGCUGAGAACGAACACGCGCCAGACCCCAGAGGACCUGGGCUACAGUGUGUUUUACGGAGCGACGGGAAGAAGUUUUGGGGUCAUUUCGGAACACGGGAAGCUUGAACGAGAUGCCGAGCGUGGCGCAUGUCGCUGUCUCUCUGGGGUUCCUGGGUCUGCUCAGAUUUUUUGGGGCACCCUGGUCCUGGAGUCUGGCCGCCGGCGUGGGGGCGUACCUGGGGACGGGGUACUGGCGCUACUUUUACGUGGCGGCUCGCACCAUCAGGAGAGACGCCAAUGGUCUGUACGUGUUCCUGCGCGUGAAGUGGGAGAUCCAGCGCCACCUGCGCAUCGGCAGCACCAUCCCUUCCAUCUUCGCCCAGACGGUGGCGCUGCACCCCGACAAGCCGGCGCUGGUGUACGAGGCCACGGGGGAGAGCUGGAGCUUCUUGCGGCUGGACCAGCUGUCCAACGCGGUGGCCCACUGGGCGCUGGGCCAGGGCUGGGCCGCGGGCGACGUGGUGGCCCUCUACCUGGAGAGUCGCCCCCUGGUGGUGGCCCUCUGGCUGGGCCUGGCCAAGGUGGGCGUGGAGGCGGCGCUCAUCAACUUCAACCUGCGCCGCGAUUCGCUGGUGCACUGCCUGGAGGAUUCGCACUCGCGCGCGAUCGUCUUCGGAGCGGAGCUGGCUGAUGCUGUGGCAGAAGUGAGUGGCUCUCUCCCCGGGUCCAUGCUCAGAUUCUGCUCAGGGGACCUGGAUCUGGAUCGCCUGGCUUCCCUAAAGGCCCGCCCCCUGGACCCUCUGCUGAGCUCCGCCUCCCGCCUGGCCCCUCCCACCUCCGACGUCACUAAGGGAUUCAACGACAGGCUGUUCUACAUCUACACCUCCGGCACCACAGGGCUCCCCAAGGCCGCCAUCGUCGUGCACAGCCGGUACUAUCGCAUCGUGGCGUUUGGGCACCACGGCUUCCGCAUGCGCCAUGAUGACAUCAUCUACAACUGCCUGCCUCUGUACCAUACUGCAGGGAACAUCAUGGGAGUGGGCCAGUGUCUGAUUUACGGCCUGACGGUGGUGGUGAAGAAGAAGUUCUCCGCCAGUCAGUUUUGGGAUGACUGCAUCAAUUACAACUGCACGGUGGUGCAGUACAUCGGCGAGAUCUGCCGCUACCUGCUGGCGCAGCCGGCGCGCGCCUCGGAGACGGGCCACCGCGUGCGGCUGGCGGUGGGGAACGGGCUCCGGCCCAGCGUGUGGGAGGCCUUCACCCAGCGCUUCCGGGUCGCCCGGGUCGGCGAGUUCUACGGGGCCACCGAGUGCAACUGCAGCAUCGCCAACUUGGACGGCAAGGUCGGGGCAUGUGGGUUCAACAGCCGCAUCUUCCCGAACAUAUACCCCAUCCUCCUGGUGCGUGUGGAGGAAGAGACCAUGGAGCUGGUCCGGGACGGGGCGGGGCUGUGUGUUCCCUGCCAGCCUGGGGAGCCGGGGCUUCUGGUUGGCCAGAUUGACCAGCGGGACCCCCUGCGGAGAUUUGACGGGUACGCCAGCCAGGACGCCACCAGCAAGAAGAUCGCCCACAACAUCUUCAGGAAGGGAGACUCCGCCUACCUCUCAGGUGAUGUGCUGGUAAUGGAUGAGUUGGGGUACAUGUAUUUUCGGGACCGCAGUGGGGACACGUUUCGCUGGAGGGGGGAGAACGUCUCCACCACGGAGGUAGAGGGGACCCUCAGCACACUGCUGGGGCAGACCGACGUGGCUGUGUAUGGAGUACCUGUACCAGGUGUGGAGGGAAAGGCGGGUAUGGCGGCCAUAGCUGACGGGACGGGGAAGUUCGACUGCGACUCCUUUUUGCGGGAGGUGCAGAAGGCCCUGCCCCCCUACGCCCGACCCAUCUUCCUGCGCAUCUGUCACCAGGUGGACACCACAGGCACCUUUAAGAUCCAGAAGACCAGAUUACGGAGGGAGGGGUUUGACCUGCGCCUCUGCCCUGACCCCGUCUACUUCCUGAACAGCCCGACUGGCCGUUACAAGGUCUUGGACGAGGAGCUGCACAAGGCCAUCGUGGAGGGAAGGGUACCUCUAUGAGACGGACAGACGGACGGACGGACGACGGGGGAAAGGGAGGAUGUGGACGGACAGAUAUUAGGGAUAUCGGGAUGUCGGGAAUAGCUGGAUAUCUCUGCGUGGGUUCUCCCGUGUGCAGUGUGCUGCGGUGUGACGUGGCAGAUAUGCACGGCUGAGGGAUGGGCUAGUCCGCAAUCCGUGGAGGACCUCGGCGCUAGUGACGUUGCGAUUUGUUUUUGGAAAACUACCCCAGGGAGAAGAGAGAGGAGAAGAAGAAGAAGAGGAAGAGGGGGACAGGAGAGAGAGGGAGGGAAGAGGAGGAAGAGGUAGGAAGGGGAAAAAGGUGGAGCUGAGGAGGGUUUUUGGUGCUAACUUUAGUCAGUGACUGUUACCAUGACAGCAAGAUGAUGACAGAGGAAGAGUUACUGAGAGAUCUACACUUGGACUGGAACUCUGGGGAGAACUUUGUAAAAACACUGUUUUAUGCUUUUUUUU